Messenger RNA from Cyprinus carpio (common carp), 1421 nucleotides. Its product is annotated as crystallin J1C-like. The record is from RefSeq and is a predicted model, not a curated record. Lineage: Eukaryota; Metazoa; Chordata; Actinopteri; Cypriniformes; Cyprinidae.
CGCACGUGCAUUGCGGUUGUGUUGUCACGUGCUUAAUUCCAUCCAAUCAGCAGCAAGGAAAACGCAGUUCCAUAACACAAGCGCUUUCACUUCAAAUGCGUUGUGUAACUUGUUCCCUUCGGACUCCGUUUGAAGAAUUUAAGAUUUCAAGAUGGCUCUUGCCCUGGCUGACAGGGCUAUCGGAGCAAUCAUUGGAUCAGCAGCUGCCGAUGCUGCAGCACAACCACUCCAUUGGGUCUAUGACCUGCAGAAGCUGAGCAUGUUGCUCUCUGAAAGUCCUGAGCCUGAAUUCCGCCCUGAGUCUGCAAACCCAUUCUACAGGAGGAACACUGGACAGCAGAGCUGCUAUGGAGAUCAAGCAUUCGUCCUCCUGGAGUCCCUGUCUGAGUGUGAAGGUCUGAAUGUGGAAGAUUUAAAGCAGCGCACCUACAAAUUCUUUGGACCCGGAUCUGAAUAUGACACACCAGUCAAUGAUCCUUACAGAGACAAAGGAGCUCCCAGGCCUCAGCUACCUAUUGAAGGACCCUGGAGACAAGCAAGCCUUAAGAGCUUUAUUAAAAAUGUGGAUGCCGGCAAGCCAGAGACAGGUUGUGAAACUGAUAACCAAAUAGAUGGAGUGGCAAAGCUGGCUCCCAUCGUAGCAUGCUAUGCUGGAAAACCAGAGAUGUUGGAGAGAGUUGAGGAAGCCACCCGGGUCACGCAAGACAAUGACAUAUGUGUGGCGGUAACUCUCGCUGCUGCUAGGUUCUUGGAGCAUUUCAUCCUGAAUGGUCCUGAUCCCAAGGCCUUGGAUGCAGUGCUGAAACAGCUCAGUGACCCAAACAGAAAAAACCCUCAGGAGUUGGACAAAGCUAUAAUUGGACACAUUCAUCAAGUAAAGGACAAUUUGAGCAAGAAACCCAAAGAGCUCAUUCCCACUGUGUUUCCAAAUACUUGAGGUUUGCCGGGUGCAUUCCAGGCAGCACUGCAUGGGGUUCUGACAGCCAGUGGCUAUGAACAGGCUAUUCGGGACACUAUGAGCUGCGGUGGGUGCACCUGUAGCAGGAGCUCCUUCAUCGGUGCCUGCAUUGGCGCUCAGGUUGGACUUGAAGGAAUCCCAAGUUCCUGGAAAAGCAAGACUUUGCGAUACAGCACUUUGUUGGUUCUCGCAAAGAAAGUUGUUACUCUCCAACAGCUUUAAACUUUUUAGUAUGCAAAGUAAAUAAGUGGAUGAUAACCGGAUAUAAUUAUGUAAUCAACCAAGCUCUUCUGAGUUUUACCUACAGAUCAUAUUUCAUGGCUGUUGUGAUUGAUGAGACAAUUAAUGAAUGUUUUAGCUUGAAAUAUUAUGAAGUUAAAACUGGAUACCUUUGUUUUAUUAAAUCACAACAUGGCAUGCAGAAAUUGACACACACUGUGGCAUUAAACUCAUGUUUAGUGAA